Molecule: messenger RNA, 1902 nt
Organism: Callorhinus ursinus (northern fur seal)
Lineage: Eukaryota; Metazoa; Chordata; Mammalia; Carnivora; Otariidae
Source: RefSeq, a predicted model, not a curated record
AUGAUCAUUGAAUGCCUGCUGGAGUUUGCACACCACCCGAGGGCACUGGCAGCUGAUGAGCAAGCUGAGGAAGAAAAGAAGCCCAGGGAUGGUGCAACCCUGUUGAGUCACGUCCCUUCAGUGACUACACAAGAAGCGUGGUCGUGGGAACAGUACUUGACAGAACAGAAGGCGACAGCAGCACCCGUUGAACUGUUUUCCAAGGACCAAUCCUUUCCGGAGCAUGAAAAUGGUUUUCAGGUUGGAAUGAGAUUAGAAGGCAUUGACCCCCGACAUCCAUCUGUAUUCUGUGUGCUUUCUGUAGCUGAGGUAUGUGGUUACCGCCUCAGACUUCACUUUGAUGGUUAUUUAAGCUGCUAUGAUUUUUGGACCAAUGCUGGUUCCCCUGACAUUCAUCCGGUAGGGUGGUGUGAGAAGACCAAACACGAAUUGCACAUCCCUAAGGGUUAUAGAAAAGAUAAAUUCGUUUGGAUGGAUUAUUUGAAGGCCUGCAAAUUGCAAAAUGCUCCCAAGAAAUUAUUCAGAAGCAGAAGUUCUAAUGGGCCAAUGCCUAAAGAAUUUCAGGUUGGAAUGAAGCUGGAGGCCGUCGACAGGAAGAACCCUUCCUUGGUGUGUGUGGCAACCAUAGCCGAUAUUGUUGAAGAUCGCUUACUAGUGCAUUUUGACAAUUGGGAUGAUAGUUACGAUUACUGGUGUGAUGUAAAUAGCCCUUAUGUUCAGCCAGUCGGUUGGUGUCAGGAGAAUGGAAGAACUCUGAUAGCACCCCAAGGUUAUCCUAAUCCAGAAAAUUUUUCCUGGACAGAAUAUCUGGAAGCCACUCAAACUAAUGCUGUUCCUGCCAAAGUUUUUAAAAUGCGGACGCCCCAUGGUUUUCUGCCGAGCAUGAGACUUGAAGCGGUGGAUAGACGGAACCCCAGGCUCAUUCGCGUGGCUACGGUCAUCGAUGUGGAUGACCAGAGGGUAAAGGUUCAUUUCGAUGGCUGGGACCACAAAUAUGACUACUGGAUGGAUGCAGACAGUCCUGACAUUCACCCAAUUGGAUGGUGUGAUAUAACAGGGCAUCCACUGGAAAUCCCAUAUCGAGCAAAUGAUGUGAACAUCCUUCCAGGUCAAGCUGUUUGUCCUACCCCAGGGUGCCGAGGAAUAGGCCAUAUCCGUGGUCCACGGUAUUCAGGACAUCACAGUGCUUUUGGCUGCCCGUAUUCAGACAUGAACUUGAAAAAGGAGGCAACUCUUCACGAUCGUCUGAGAGAACAAACACAGGCAAAUUUGGAAUCCGACUCUUCACAUUCGAAAUCGAAGAACCUCUGCAGUUUGAACUUCAGCGGAAAACAUGAAAAGGUGAACAGUCAGCCCAGACUUGUACAGCAGGCAAAGUGUUUGAAAAUCAAAGGAAAAGAAGAUAUUGACUUGGAUAAUCUCUUCAGAGAAUAUUCUGCUGAGCAGACACAGCAGGCACUGCACCAGUCCGUCUUCAUGUCCUCCAUGUCGGCCCACCCCUUCCGGGACCUUCCCCUCGGCCGGGAGCAGCACUGCAAGCUCCUUCCAGGUGUGGCCAACAUCCAGGCCAGUGAGGUGGCCCGAUGGACAGUGGAUGAGGUGGCUGAAUUCGUACAGUCUCUUCUGGGCUGCGAAGAGCAUGCCAAGUGCUUCAAGAAAGAGCAGAUUGAUGGCAAAGCCUUCCUGCUUCUGACACAAACGGACAUCGUCAAGGUGAUGAAGAUCAAACUGGGUCCGGCACUGAAGAUUUAUAACUCUAUUCUCAUGUUCAGGAAUUCCCAGGACCUCACCGAAGAAGAUUCUCUCUCAGGCCAAGAAGCCAGAGGAUAAACACACCACCUGAACAGCCAUGGCACCAGGACCUUGUUCUUUCAGCAAUAAAACUGGCCCACAUUAGUUUGA